AUGGGUGAGAAAGCAGGUGCAGGUGAGUUUUUCGAAGAAGACAUGGGUGACAAUGAAGAUGUUUAUCCCGAAUUGCCAAACAUUUUCAAUGAUAAGCUCAAUUGGAAGGAGCAGGAACCUAUUUUAGGUAUGAGGUUUGAGAGUCCUAAGCAAUUGAAACACAUGCUUUGUAACUAUGUUGUCGCGAAUGGUUAUCAAUUAUGUUUUGUUAAGAAUGAUACUAGACGAUUACUUGUCAAAUGUUGUGAUGGCAAAUGUUCUUUUAGGCUUUGGGGUUCUUGGAUGAGUGAAGAUAAGUCUUUCCAGAUAAAAUCUCUUAUCAGUGAGCAUAAUUGUGCAAAGAAUUUCAAAUUCGGAUCAAUUGUGACUUACAAAUGGAUAGGGACCCACUUUAAGCACCAAUUUUAUAACAAUCAAAAGAUGAGCAUCCGAAUGCUUAGAGAGGAGGUAAAAAAAGAUUUUGGGAUUCACGUGAGUAUGAGUCAGUGUAGGAGAGCCAAGAAGUAUGCAUUGAGUCUAGUUGAAGGGACAAUAGCUGAGAAUUAUGCAAGAUUAUGGUCAUAUGGUGAGGAGAUUAGAAGAUCAAAUCCUGGAUCCACAGUUAAAAUUUGUGUUGAUUCAAUGCCUGAUGGGGAGUUGCUUUGUGCUGUGGGUAGAGAUGCUAACAAUGGAAUAUUCCCAAUUGCUUGGGCAGUUGUUUCUGUGGAAAACAAAGAGAAUUGGAAAUGGUUCUUAGAAAGUCUUUCAAAAGAUUUGCAAUGUUGGAAUGAUGGUAACAGUUUGGUUCUAAUUUCGGAUCAACACAAGGGUUUGAUUGAGGCAGUAAAGGAAGUAUUUCCAGCAGCUGAACAUAGGCAGUGUGCUAGACAUGUCUAUGCGAAUUUUAGAAAGACAUUUAGUGGAUCCAAGUUUGAAAAUCUAUUUUGGAAAGCGAGCAAGGCAACAACUGAAGCACAAUUUAAUGUAGUUAUGAAAGAGAUUGGAAAAUUAAAUCCGCAAGCAGUUGUGCAUCUUAUGGCUAGAGAUCCAAAGACUUGGUCUUUGGCUUUUUUCAGAGUUCAUAAUUCUUGUGAGUCAGUAGAGAAUGGUUUUUCAGAGAGUUUUAAUAGUGUGAUUUUGGAUGCCCGGAAGAAACCAAUAAUAAGCAUGUUAGAGGACAUUCGUAUAUAUGUGAUGCAAAGGAUGGUGACUAUGAAACUAACCGGACAAGGAUGGAAUGCUUAUUCUGUUUGUCCAAAUAUCAUAAUACGGUUGAAUAUGCUCCAAACUGAGCAAAGGCAUUGGCAUGUCAUUUCUUGUGGGGGGAUGAAGUUUGAGGCAAGGAAGAUGGACGAGGCGUUUAAUGUGGAAUACUAUGUCGUUUUGGUCACGCUAUGCCGACGACAUGUCGUCUGGAAAAGGUGGGGCCGAUCCGCGUAA
Lactuca sativa (garden lettuce) is the source of this 1419-nucleotide messenger RNA. RefSeq lists its product as uncharacterized. Gene Ontology annotation, biological process: DNA transposition. Gene Ontology annotation, molecular function: transposase activity; DNA binding. The record is from RefSeq and is a predicted model, not a curated record. NCBI's taxonomy places the organism in Eukaryota, Viridiplantae, Streptophyta, Magnoliopsida, Asterales, Asteraceae.